Molecule: messenger RNA, 354 nt
Organism: Ambispora leptoticha
Lineage: Eukaryota; Fungi; Glomeromycota; Glomeromycetes; Archaeosporales; Ambisporaceae
Source: the annotation of a GenBank genome assembly
AUGUUCGAAAAAAUUCAUCUCCGACAACCUGACGACAACUUGGAAAUGAUUGAAGAUGAAAAUGGUUCUUUACCAAGAAUCCGCGUUAAUAUAUUGAAUCCGGAAUUCAGCAAAUUCGAUAAGAUGUUGGAGUGGAUUUAUACCGGUGAUAGUGAAAAAUGGCUCUGCUCGGCAUUUACCCCCUAUAAUUAUAAAAUUAUCGCUGAGAAUGUUCGUAUUCUUGGGCUGAGUGCAGCAAUGUCGGUUUGUGCACAAUAUAGGGAUCACUUGACGAUUUGUCGAUUACAACUUUCUUAUAAAUUACGGGAGGAAUUAAAAAUCACCAACGAUGAGAGCAUCUCCGCAGAACAAUAA